CGACGUGACGCGGGAGCGGCGGCGCCAUCCGGUCGCGGCCGCGGCGCUGCGAGGGGCGCCGGCAUGAGCGCCCCCGCGGCCCCGGGCCCCGCGCUCGGCGUGGACGUGCCGGCGCUGGCGGCGCAGCUGGCGCGCGGCUUCGCGCUGCUGCUGCCCGUGUACGCGCUGGGCUACCUGGGCCUGAGCUUCAGCUGGGUGCUGCUGGGGCUCGGGCUGCUCGCCUGGUGCCGCCGCCGCCGCCGCCGCGGGCUCGGGACCGGCCGCCUGGGCCGCGCCUGGGCGCUGCUGGACGCCGAGGAGCGCGCCGUGCACCCGGCCGUGCGCGCCUGCGACCUGCCCGCCUGGGUUCAUUUUCCAGACACCGAGAGAGCAGAAUGGCUAAAUAAGACCGUAAAGCAUAUGUGGCCGUUUAUCUGCCAGUUCAUAGAGAAGUUGUUUCGAGAGACCAUCGAGCCGGCCGUGCGGGGGGCCAGUGCCCACCUGAACACCUUCAGCUUCACGAGGAUCGACAUGGGGCAGCAGCCCCUCAGGAUCAAUGGUGUUAAGGUGUAUACUGAAAAUGUGGACAAGAGACAAAUUAUUUUGGAUCUUCAGGUUAGUUUUGUAGGAAAUUGUGGGAUUGAUUUGGAGAUCAAGCGGUAUUUUUGUAAAGCUGGUGUACAAAGUAUUCAGGUUCACGGCACCAUGCGGGUGAUUCUGGAGCCUUUGAUCGGAGACAUGCCUCUCGUGGGGGCACUGUCCAUCUUCUUCCUCAGGAAGCCGCUGUUAGAAAUUAACUGGACGGGACUGACUAAUCUCCUUGAUAUCCCUGGACUGAAUGGCCUCUCAGACACUAUCAUUCUGGACAUAAUCUCAAACUACCUGGUGCUUCCCAACCGGAUCACGGUCCCGCUCGUGAGUGAGCUUCAGAUGGCUCAGCUGCGCUUUCCUAUCCCAAAGGGUGUUCUCAGGAUCCAUUUUCUGGAAGCUCAGGAUCUCCAAGGCAAAGAUACUUACCUGAAGGGACUCUUCAAGAGCAAGUCAGACCCCUAUGGCGUUAUCCGGGUCGGCAACCAGAUCUUCCAGAGCAAGGUCAUCAAGGAGAACCUGUGUCCCAAGUGGCACGAGGUGUAUGAGGCUUUAGUCUACGAGCACCCGGGACAGGAGUUAGAGAUCGAGCUCUUCGACGAAGACCCAGACAAAGAUGACUUUCUCGGAAGUCUUAUGAUCGAUCUCAUUGAAGUUGAAAAGGAGCGCCUUUUGGAUGAAUGGUUCACGCUGGACGAAGUUCCCCGGGGAAAGCUGCACUUGAAGCUGGAGUGGCUCACCUUGAAGCCCGACGCGUCCAGCCUUGACCAGGUGCUGGUGGACAUCAGAGCUGACAAAGACCAAGCCAACAACAGUCUUUCCUCCUCGCUGCUGAUUCUGUACUUGGAUUCCGCAAGGAACCUUCCGAGUAACCCAUUAGAAUUUAACCCUGAUGUCUCGAAGAAGGCCGCAGUUCAGAAAGCUUUAAAGUCAGGGAAGAAACUCAUCAGCAACCCGAAUCCUCUCGUCCGGAUGUCAGUCGGGCAGAAGGCUCAGCAGAGCAAGAUUCGGUACAAAACCAGUGAACCGGUGUGGGAGGAAAACUUCACUUUCUUCGUUCACAAUCCCAAGCGCCAGGAUCUUGAAGUUGAGGUCUGGGACGAGCAGCACCAGUGCUCCCUGGGGGGCCUGCGGAUCCCGCUCAGCCAGCUGCUCUCCUGCGCGGACAUGACGCUAGCCCAGAGGUUCCAGCUGCGCGACUCCGGCCCCAACAGCUCUCUGAAGAUGAAGCUCGCGCUCAGGGUCCUGCAGCUCGAGACGCAGGAGAGGGCCCCCGACCACCAGCACUCCGCCCAAGUGAAGCGGCCCAGUGCCUCCAAGGAGGGCAGGAAAGUCUCCGUCCGGUCCCAGACAUCCAGGUCGCCCGGCACGGCCGACCACAGCACCGCCCCGUCCACACCAGUGCCUGGAGGUGCCGAGCGGCCCAACCCGCCGGAGGGAGCCCCGGCCCCCGAGUCCAGCCCGCGGGGGCUGCGGGACCUGGGCCGGAGCGCCUCCAGCCUGCAGGCCAGUGCCACCUGCUCGCCCAGCCGCCUGUCGCUGAAGGAGCCCACGCCCAGCAUCGCCUCCGACAUCUCCCUGCCCAUCGCCACCCAGGAGCUGCGGCAGCGGCUGCGGCAGCUGGAGAAUGGGACCACCCUGGGCCAGUCCCCCCUGGGGCAGAUCCAGCUGACCAUUCGGCACAGCUCCCAGAGGAACAAGCUGGUGGUGGUGGUGCACGCCUGCAGAAACCUCAUCGCCUUCUCGGAAGACGGCUCAGACCCCUACGUCCGCAUGUACCUGCUGCCAGACAAGAGGAGGUCCGGACGGCGGAAAACACACGUGUCCAAGAAAACCCUGAACCCAGUGUUUGACCAGAGCUUUGACUUCAGCGUCUCAUUGCCAGAGGUGCAGAGGAGGACGCUAGACGUGGCCGUGAAGAACAGCGGCGGCUUCCUGUCCAAAGACAAGGGUCUUCUUGGCAAAGUAUUGGUCAGUCUAGCCUCUGAAGAACUUGCCAAAGGCUGGACCCAGUGGUACGACCUCACGGAAGAUGGGACUCGGCCCCAUGUGACGUAGCAGCCCUGGACAGGACAAGCCCAGAACACACCCCUCCCAGAUGCAGCCCUGCUAUUUUUAUACUUAACAUGUUGUGCUAUACAGACCGGAAUUGUUUUAUAGAACAGGGGCCGUUUCAGGAAGAUUCGUUCGGUGACGCCGUUCAGUCUUGUAUGUCUUAUUUCCCCUAGUGUUUCACCAGUUGUUGCUGCAUACAGUAGGGUGGUAGUUAACCCUGUGUUGCGUGAAGUGGUCGGUCGUACCCACGAGGAAACGGACAUUUGUGUAUGCUUCACUGAGGCCUUGUUUGGUGUGUCACUGAGGUACACUCUGCUAUGUAUAUACUCUAUUUUUUAUAAUCUCUAUUCUGGUUUCAAUUCAGAAGAAAAUGAAUUACGAAAUAUUUAUUUUCUUCUAAAAUGUUAAAUUCUAUGAUAAAAUCAUCAGUUUUGUUUUUGCAGGAAAAAAGUUCUUUAUGACCUAUUUUCUGGUGUUUCUUUUUAAAGAAAAGCAGAAAGAUUUAUCAUUUUUGGUAUAUUUCUCCCCAUCAUGAAUGAUGAAAGUAUUUAAAAUAUUAACAUUUACAUAAGAAGAUGUAUUAAGACGUUAGUUAAAGUGCUUUAAGGAAAAUUGUUGUAUACCUGAGUAAUAUAAAAUGUUAAGAAAUUGCAAUGGUUUGUAAAUCAUAGUCAACUUCUCCGAAGUUUCUUACAUAAAAUAUAUGUCUUAAUUUUUAA
Sorex fumeus (smoky shrew) is the source of this 3341-nucleotide messenger RNA. It is a transcript of the gene ESYT2, whose product is annotated as extended synaptotagmin 2. The transcript is spliced from 23 exons. The record is from RefSeq and is a predicted model, not a curated record. Lineage: Eukaryota; Metazoa; Chordata; Mammalia; Eulipotyphla; Soricidae. Gene Ontology annotation, molecular function: lipid binding. Gene Ontology annotation, biological process: lipid transport. Bases 64 to 2625 code for a protein of 853 amino acids.